This is a messenger RNA of Nasonia vitripennis (jewel wasp), 3582 nucleotides long. RefSeq lists its product as uncharacterized. The record is from RefSeq and is a predicted model, not a curated record. The transcript has 16 exons. Lineage: Eukaryota; Metazoa; Arthropoda; Insecta; Hymenoptera; Pteromalidae. Bases 229 to 3462 code for a protein of 1077 amino acids.
GCAGCUCUCCUCGCGGCUCUCUACUUAGUAGCGAUGAAGACGCGGCUCGCGUCGCUUCGGCUCGCUUCUGCUAACGCUCCGCGAGUGUGUUAUAUACAGGCUGAGAUUUUUCGUUGCGCAACGCUCGCCAUGUACCAAUAUAGUACCGUCAUGUGAUUUUGCGUUUGCAAUCCAGCGUGACGCUUGUGUGAACCUGCUGUAUAUGUAUAACAUCGAACCGCCGUUAACAUGGGCUGCGGACAGAGUAACGAGGCCGAGGGCAAAAACACCGAGGGUCUGAGGCUCAUGAGCAGUAAGCUGCACUUCAGGCCGGACCAGCUGGAAAAGCUCAACGACUACUUCGGUCACCUCGUCAAAAGCGACAGUGAAAUUUCACCGGAAAUCAGUAGCAUCGCGGUCGCCGUCGAGAGACUGGUCCAGCGAUUGGUCGUCGGAGUGGGUAAUCUCGACCGCAGAUUUUCCGCCGGCUUUCUCGUCUCGCUUAACGAACGCAGAAGGAUAAAGCAGCUGAGAUUCGAGUAUCUGCUGCGGCUGGAUGCACUGUCGAGGCCCUCGGACGCCGAGCUGCCGUUGAGCGUCGAGGAGGAGAACUCGUUGCCUGGAUUCGCGAGGCUGAGGUUGAGGACCGGUGACGCCGGUGCCUGGGCCGAGUUCGUUGGACCCGACGCGAGACUCAGGAGGGACUUGGUCAAGACUAGAGUCGCUGCGCUUUUGGCCGCUGCUCUGAAAGAGGAUGCAAUAAGUGGCGCUGACGAGAGGCUCUGCAUGACUCCCGGACAGGUGGUCGACGCCGAGGUGCUGGACAAGAUCCUCAAGCAGCCCCGACACUGCCGACUGUUCUACGGACCAGCCGGUAGCGAGUCGAAACUGCCGGAAAUCGGGGAUCACCGCGUAGCCAUAGUCGAGGACGAGAGCGGGAUAAUUCUGAAGAUCGGAUUGAACGGAUCGAAGACGCAGGACAUUCAAGUGAGACUUUUGAUAGGCGCCUCGGUCAACUCGUGGCCGAGUAGCGCCGAUUAUCCCAAGAGGAUACCGCUGCAUCACUGCGACGCUCUCCUCCACUACACAGCCGCCCAGAGCGGCAUGUACGCAGUGGCAGUAGGUCCGCAUCAAGGCUUGCGCUGCGAGGACCGCGCGAGUCUCUGGCGCAUCCGAGUUCCAGCCGCCGAGACAACAAUGAGCAACUACUACUCCGACGAGAGCAUAGUCAAACAGACGGAGUCUGUGCUUCUGCAGAUAUUGGAUCAGCUUCGCGGACGAAAGUCCCUGGACUUUUCCGUGAGACGCAAGGGCUCGCUGCGACUGGUGUCCCGUCACAUAGUUCGAGCGGCGCACUGGUGGUCGCUGGAACGCUCGGGACCGGAUCCCUUAAGGAACUGGGCAGCCGAUACGCUCUCCCGUCACGUGCUCCGCACUCUGGACGAGCUGCUGAGGGCUCUGAAGUGCCAGAAUUUGAGGUGCUACUUCCAGCCGCGCUGCAACCUGAUGCUGCAAUGCGCCCGAGGUGGGACACUGCAGCAAGAGGACGCCUACGCGGCCGACGCUCGGAUCAUCGAAUCCUAUCUGACCUCCCUUCACGCCUACUCUGCCGAGUGGCUGGAAAACCCCGAGCGAAAGCUCUCCAGCAGCGAGCUUUUGGAGAGGAAACUGCUCGCGCGAUGGCCUCAGGUGAUGGCGUCCCUACCCAGAGGCACCAUGAGCGGACACCACGGCUACGGUAACCAUCAGCUCCAGUACCUCGGUCUCGUCGUCGGACAGGUGCUUCGCGCCAAGGAUUCGCUCAAUCAGGAAAGUUUCGACAACUGCAGCUCCUUCUUCAACUUGUCGACGGACUCGCAAGCCGGCGAGGGUAUCGAGAACCUGGUCUACCUAAUGACGCUCGUGCUGAAGCAGGCCAAGGAGCUGGUGCAGGUGACGUCCUUCGGCCAUAGGAGGAGGAAGAGGAAGAGACGACGCAGCAAGGCCGAGCGCAAGAGGAGCUGCGCCAGAGCUUACUUCGACAGGUCCGUCGACGUGCUCGUCGACGUCGUGCGGAAGGACAGGGACACGGCGUAUCUGGACCUGGAGAACGAGACUAUCUUGGCCAAGACGCUGCUCAAGUGGCUGUACUUCGGUAUGGAGGAGGACAAGAAGGUACUGGGAACGUUGCUCCGACCUUACCUCGGCAAUCUAUUCAACGGCUCGCACGAGCUGGCCUGGCACGUGGAGUCCUGGCGCUCGCGGCAGGAGUCUUACAACGCGGAAAUGCGCUCCCUGGGCUUGUUCUGUAAGCUGGUGACCGCACGGGAGAUAUUGCCGGCUAAUGGGAUUGUCGAGUCUCUGACGAAGGGCUGGGCCUGGGCCGAGAGCGUCGCGCGGAUGAUCGAGCGUAUAAGCUCGGCGGAUGACGACAACGGGCUCCGGCUGGUCUUCCUCACACCCGAGCGGAUCCUCAGGUACCAGCUCAAGUUCGCGGGAGGCAAGGACAAAGGCAGUUGUUUCUCGAGCUGGAGCAGGGCCAGAGGCGUCGCCGCGAGGCGGCCGAGCCUUGCCAGGACGAGCAUGAUUACCGCCACCGACACUCUGCCCGGAUUAAGCCGGCGGAGUGAGGCUGAUGCGUUGCACAAAGGAGUUGCAGGUCACGUCGAGCUGAGGGAGGCCAGUCCUUUGACGUUCGUUGCGGCGAUGGCCAGGCGACGCGGCCGACAAAGAGCUCCCGGUGGCUUGAUUCCGGCUCUGGUGACUCUCAACAAGUUUCGGGUUUUGCAGGAGGUGGCGCAGGUUCUCCCGGCGGACGAGUGCACGUCGAUGCUGGAGUUGGUGCAGAGGGUCUCCCGCGAGUCUUCCCGACGCCUGAGACGAGCCAGCUAUCCGGACACCUCAAGCGUGGACGGCAGUGUUCACCGUCAGCUUUACACCCCGAGGUCCGAAUCGAAGUUGUACGAGGCGCCGCGACAGAGCUCGUCAGAGUCGAGAGAGGAAAAAAUCAUAUUGGAGCGGCAGCUGCAAGUGCGACGGGAGAUAUCCGAAAUUCACGACACUCUUACGAGAGGCUUGAGGAGCAGGAGUCAACUUCCGGUCUGGGACUCGACGUCGUUGACGUCGACCUGGACGUCCUCGGUCGGAUCGCUCGGACGGGGGAGAUUGAAGAAACACCGAGCGCCCCUGUGGGACACCGUCAGAGGAACAUCAGCUCUGUGGGACAGCGUCAGCUGCAACAGCACUUUCACGAAAGUUAAAUUGAGAGAGGAUACACCGAAGGCCCUCGCGAUGGAACUGCAUCAGCCGAAUAACAACAGGAAAGUACAGAAUUACGAAAACAACAAGCUGCCCUCCUGGGAAUUGCUCGAGAAGGUUUUGAAUAAAAAAUGCCUGUCCUUCGAAUACAUCAAGUCUGACUCUUGCGAGGAGAACGAGGACGUCAACGUCGACUACCUGUUUAUCAGUAACGAUACCAAGGAGAUUCCCAUGAAGUCGAGCUGAUUUUACUUUCGUAUACUAAAUCGAUCGUCAUACAUACCUCAUUUCGCAUAUACUUAUAAUUACACUGAUGAAUUUUUAAGUUUAUUCUACAACUGUAAAUAAAUACAAAUGCAAAGAUGA